Messenger RNA from Thamnophis sirtalis, 2182 nucleotides. It is a transcript of the gene PBK, whose product is annotated as PDZ binding kinase. Gene Ontology annotation, molecular function: ATP binding; protein serine/threonine kinase activity. Gene Ontology annotation, biological process: peptidyl-serine phosphorylation. NCBI's taxonomy places the organism in Eukaryota, Metazoa, Chordata, Lepidosauria, Squamata, Natricidae. The record is from RefSeq and is a predicted model, not a curated record.
CAGCAGAGAUUCAAACGGUGGCGGAAACUGCUGCAGUGGUUGAGACUGUGUGUUGUGUUGAAACAUCCAUCACUAUGGCUGCCGAAGCUGCUUUCAAGACUCCCAGUAAACGAGAAGGAACAAGGAGGAAAUCCGGGCAAAAUCCUUCGUCUACACUAUCUAUUCCAGCCUCUCCCUUCAUGCGAAAACUGGGAUAUGGAACUGGUGUCAAUGUUUAUCUUAUGAAACGGUCUCCCAGAGGGAUCUCUUGCUCUCCCUGGGCUGUGAAAAAAAUAAAUACCAAAUGUAAUUCCAGUCAGCAAAGUAUUUAUCAAAAGAGACUGAAUGAAGAAGCUAGUAUUCUACAAAACCUUCAGCACCCAAACAUUGUGGGGUUUCGUGCAUUUGCUGAAGCCAAGGAUGGAACUAUGUGUCUUGCUAUGGAAUAUGGUGGGGAGAAGUCCUUGAAUGACUUGAUUGAAGAAAGAAAUGAAAAACACAAGAAACCUUUUCCAGCUGCCACCAUUCUCAAAGUUGCAUUGCACAUGGCAAGAGGCUUGAAGUAUCUUCACAAUGAUAAGAAAUUGCUUCAUGGUGACAUAAAAUCUUCUAAUGUUGUCAUUAAAGGUGACUUUGACUCAAUAAAGAUUUGUGAUGUGGGCGUCUCCUUGCCUCUAGAUGAAAAUAUGACCGUGAGUGAUCCAGAAGCUGAGUACAUUGGCACUGAGCCCUGGAAACCCAAAGAAGCUCUUGAAAAAAAUGGUAUUAUCACUGACAAAGCUGACAUAUUUUCAUUUGGGCUGACUUUGUGGGAGAUGAUGACACUUUCCGUACCACACCUGAAUCUGCUUGGAGAUGAUGACGAUGAUGCUUCUUUCGAUGAAGCUGACUUUGAUGAUGAUGCCUACUAUGCAGUGCUUGGAACUCGGCCACCACUCAAUAUGGAAGAGCUGGACCCUUCAUAUCAAAGAGCCGUUGAGCUUUUCUCCUUGUGUACUAUGGAAGAUCCAAGAAACCGUCCUGCAGCAGCACAAAUUUUGGAUGUUUUGGAGUCGGAAAAGUUCAUACCUUAGCCAACUCACAUUGACUUUUACACCAUAUGGCAACUUCUCUGUUCUCUUCCAGAAUUUUUAGUUAGGGAUAUUACGUGAGAAUAUUCAAUGCUUAGUUUCUAGUUCAAAUGUAUUUAAGUGGCCAUUUUAAACUGUUUAAAACUGCCAGACUAUUUUUUUUAGGUCAGAUAAAUUAUUUCAAACAGUACCUUUAGUGUUUCUUGUUGAUAAAGCUGAUGUGAGAACAUGUAGAUGAGGAUGACUAUUUCAGUAUUAAUAUAAAUGAUUUGGUUGGAAGUGACCAAGUCCUCCAACUUCUGUUGUGUUCUAGGUAAGUUGCAUCAACCGAAUGUUACUCAGACCUAGUAUUCAUAACAUGAGAAUUUGCAGUUCAUUCAGGGAAUGGCUACACAUGAUGUAAAGGUCAAAGGGUUUUUUCCUCCCAAAAAUGUUCAACAAUAAGCGUUUUGAGCGAUGUUGCGUAUUGUCCAAAGUCGCUGAAAACUUUAAGUGAUCCCAACCAUUUGCAGUAUUUUUGGUCUGUUGAGUGCCUAAUCUACAUUUUCUCAUGGCAUUUCAGGGGCUACAAUCCAAUUAUUUGGAUUGCUUGGAUUGCAUUCAGAUUCACUGGCACAGCAGAACAAAAUUUGGAAUGCUUUGGUUAAUCUAGGUCUCAAACAAAAUUCAGAAGAAUCAGGAGUGAUUUCACAGGGCAAGUAAGAUAGUGCUGGUAUCCUGCUCCUAACAAUAUACUCCUAGUGCCUUUCAUUCCCUUUCUCCUGAUUUUUCCUAGCUGCCAAUGCCCUUAUUUUUUCUUUUUACCUCCCACAUCAGGUCACUUACGCCUGGAACAGUGUUUUGGUCUGUAUCCAGAACCAAACUUCAUUUCAUUCUAUAUAUGAACCAAAGCACCUAGGACACAUUUUUGUUCAUGUGCAAGCCACACGAUACCGUAAUACAUUGUUGAGUCAUUCCUUAUAUAAAUCCAAAUUGUGUGAAGGGCAAAACCACUUUAUUGGAAUUACUGAGAAAUUAAGGUAGAAAUAAAUUCGUGGACGAGUGGAAGGCAUUGCCUUUUGCAGUAACAGCAGAGAUUCAGAAAUGUUUAUAUCUGAAAUGUAACUUUGCAAGAACAUUUGCUAUAUACUGGA